GGGAGGACGAUGGCCAGCGCCCGUCUCGCUCAGGCUCUCAUCCCUGUUGCCGCCGCGGUGUGCCUCCUGUGGGCUCUCGGCCUCCGGGGCAUAGAGGCCGGGCCAUCACCCUCGCCCCCCGGGCUGCCGGGGGGAGCCGCGUGCCUGGAUCUCUUUACUGCCGGGGUACCUGCCUUCGUGCUCGACACUGAGGCCUCGGUCAGCAAUGGGGCCACCUUCCUGGGCUCCCCCACUGUGCGCCGCGACUGGGACUGCGUCCGCGCCUGCUGCGCCACACACAACUGCAACCUGGCGCUCGUGGAGCUGCGGCCCCACGGCCUGGAGGAUGACACCCCCUCCUGCUUCCUCAUGAACUGCCUCUACGAGCAGAACUUCGUGUGCAAGUUCGCGCCCAGGGAGGGCUUCAUCAACUACCUCACGCGAAAGGUUUACAGCAACUACCGGGACCUUCAAACCCAGGGCUUUGGAGGCCCCCGGGUCCUCAAGGGCUGGGCAGGCAUGAACAUAAAGGUACAACCCCAGGAACCCCUGGUGCUGAAGAGUGAGAAGAAUACAGAUUGGCACCUACUACAAGGUGCCACGUCCAUCAAAGUAGAGAAAAAUGACCCAGACCAUGUGACGCUAUGGGGACUCAAGGAAGGCAUCUACUUGUUCCAACUGAGAGUGACAAACUCCGGCCAGCCAGACAACACUGCCAAUGUUACGGUCACUGUGCUGUCUGCCAAACAGACAGAAGAAUAUUGCCUGGCAUCCUACAAGGUGGGCCGCUGCCGGAGCUCCUUUCCCCGCUGGUACUACGACCCUUCGGAACAGAUCUGCAAGAGUUUUGUUUAUGGAGGUUGCUUGGGCAACAAGAAUAACUACCUUAGGGAGGAAGAGUGCAAGCUAGCCUGCCGGGAUGUGCAAGGCCCCCCUGUGGAAAGGCAUCAUCCAGUAUGCUCUGACACCUGUCAGACCACCCAGUUCCGCUGCAGCAAUGGCUGCUGCAUCGACAGUUUCCUGGAGUGUGACGCCAGCCCCGACUGUCCUGAUUCCUCUGAUGAGACUGCCUGUGAAAAAUACACCAGUGGCUUCGAUGAGCUCCAGAGCUUCCGUUUCCCCAGUGACAAAGGGCACUGUGUGGACCUGCCAGACACUGGACUCUGUCAGGAGAACAUCCCCAGAUGGUACUACAACCCCUUCAUCGAACGCUGCGCCCGCUUUACCUAUGGUGGUUGUCAUGGCAACAAGAACAACUUUGAGGAAGAGCAACAGUGUCUUGAGUCCUGUCAAGGCAUCUCCAAGAAGGAUGUGUUUGGUCUGCGGCGAGAAAACCCCAUCCCCAAUGUAGGCUCUGUGGAGGUAGCCAUUGCAGUUCUCCUGACCACCUGCAUCGUGGUGAUGGUAGCCAUCCUGGGUUACUGCUUCUUCAAGAACCAGAGGAAGAGCUUCCGUAGCCACCACCACCGCCACCACCCCCCGCCCCCGACCCCUGCCAGCUCCACAGUCUCCACCACUGAGGACACGGAGCACCUGGUCUAUAACCACACGACCCGACCCCUCUGA
This is a messenger RNA of Chrysochloris asiatica (Cape golden mole), 1545 nucleotides long. RefSeq names its product serine peptidase inhibitor, Kunitz type 1 (gene SPINT1). The record is from RefSeq and is a predicted model, not a curated record. Gene Ontology annotation, molecular function: protein binding; serine-type endopeptidase inhibitor activity. The transcript is spliced from 10 exons. The coding region runs from base 10 to 1545 and encodes 511 amino acids. NCBI's taxonomy places the organism in Eukaryota, Metazoa, Chordata, Mammalia, Afrosoricida, Chrysochloridae.